Messenger RNA from Heterotrigona itama, 559 nucleotides. The record is from the annotation of a GenBank genome assembly. Lineage: Eukaryota; Metazoa; Arthropoda; Insecta; Hymenoptera; Apidae.
AUGGAUCCCGAGGCGUUCCUGGACAUGGCCAAUCAGGUCAUUAAAUUGAAAAUGUUCCCGUAUUUUGAUAUCGCGCACUGCGUACUCUGCGCGUUACACGUCAGAGAAGAUUUAGGACCCGGUGCUCACGCGUUUUCUCGAAAACAUCCUCUGUCAUGCUGGCUUUCAACAAUACUGGUAGUGUUUGCGAGUGGUAUGCUAUGCAAUGGUCUUUUAGGAGAGCCAAUUCUUGCACCUUUAAAAGAUACAUCACAAAUGAUAGUAGCGACCAUUGUUUGGUUACCCUACGAAAGCAUCAAUGGUAGCAUCCAUUAUUUUCGUCUUAGACAAAAAGACUGAUCUCAUCUCAGCACCUCACGCGUUGGUUUACUUUGGUAUUGUUAUCUUCUUCAUAUAUUUCAAGCUAUCGUCCAUUUUACUUGGAAUUCAUGAUCCAUUUGUACCGUUCGAAAAUUUAUUCUGCGCGUUGUUCUUUGGAGGAAUUUGGGAUUCGUUAGCCAAAUUUCUGGGACGAGGCCAAGCCAAAGACGAGAAAGCAGAUGCCAAGAAAAAGGACUAA